GUGCCUCCCCGAUGCCUCUGGAAUCUCUACAGUAAUCGGGUAGUACCAGAAUGGGUUAUCCCCAACUGGGGGAAGCUAUGGGAAAUAUCACACGCUUGGGUGGAUAAACGCAACCAGGUCGAUGUUCGGACACCCAUCAAUGGGUACAAAUGGCUCGUACCCAUCCCAAAAGGCGCCGACCUGAACCACAUCCGUAUUGAAAUGUUGAAUCUGGGAGCGGAGUAUGUAUGGUUAGAUGUUCUCUGCUUGAGGCAGAGUGGGCCAAACGAAGAUCUGCGCAAGGACGAGUGGAAGCUGGACGUACCAACUAUUGGAUAUGUCUAUCGCAUGGCUGAAAGGGUACCGUGUUACUUCAGUGGGUUGGGGCGACCCAUGAGCCUG
This is a messenger RNA of Desarmillaria tabescens, 381 nucleotides long. RefSeq lists its product as uncharacterized. The transcript has a single exon. The annotation marks the transcript as partial. NCBI's taxonomy places the organism in Eukaryota, Fungi, Basidiomycota, Agaricomycetes, Agaricales, Physalacriaceae. The record is from RefSeq and is a predicted model, not a curated record.